CAUCACACCGCCAAGUCCAACUAUGGCCCAAUAUGUUUUCCUUCUUCCUACUUCAUUGACAAAGAAGAUGGACUCACUCAUACAUCGGUUUUUCUGGUCGGGCUCGAUGAAGAAACGAUCCAUUCCUUGGCGGAAAGGAGAUGUUCUUAACGAUCCUAAAGGGGAAGGUGGGCUGGGUUUUCGGAACUUUCAGCUGUUCAAUAUGGCGUUGGUGGCAAAACAGGGAUGGCGCCUAAUCACAGAACCAAAUGCUCUAUGGGCUCGACUGAUGAAAGGGCUUUAUUACCCAAAUGGAGACUUUUUGACGGCCAGGAAAGGGAGCACAUCAUCGUGGAUCUGGUCGAGUUUGUGGGAGUCGAGGAAAGCUUUAGACUUGGGAACGAUUCGGGUGAUUGGGUCUGGGGAGGAUACGUGGUUUCACAAGGAUCCAUGGGUGCAUCCUAUUCAAGGGCAUACCAUCUCUUCGCUUUUGGAUCCCCCUUCCCGCGUUCGUGAUUGGAUGUGUCAAGAUGGCAAAAGAUGGAACAUGAACCUCAUCCAUCGGCACUGCUCCCCGGAAGAGGCGGAUGUGAUUUCACGGAUUCAGAUUGGCCCGAACGGAGCACCCGACAAAUGGGUGUGGAAGUUUAACUCAACAGGGAGUUUUUCGGUGAGAACGGCGUAUCAUGGUUUUCGGAAUCAUCUUAAAGAGGUGAACCAGCCCAUGCCGAAUGAUCUGAAUCUACCGGCCGAUGACGAUAAAUGGAAAUGGUUGUGGUCGUUGAACCUCCCGCCGAAAAUUAGAUUCUUUAUGUGGAGGUGCAUUCGCAAUGCUCUGGCAACUAAGCUCAAUUUAUUCCGGCGGAAGUGCUCUCCCAAUACGACAUGCCAACUGUGUAACGGAGAGGAGGAAUCACCAAUCCAUUGCCUUUUCUUGUGUUCGCAUGCGGAAGCAACUUGGAGGACGUUGUUCCCGUCCAAUGUCGUCCCUCAGAAUAUCUCCCAAUGGAUCUUCUCCUUGCGUGAAGAAGGAAAUGGGGAAGUUUGUCGACAGAAGAUUUUCUGCCUGUGGAAUAUUUGGAAGGCCCGCAAUGAAUUUGUUUUCAAAGGAGUUGUCCCGUCCCCGACGAGGACCUCGAUUUUUGCUUUUCGUGAAGCAGCGGAGCCUCAUCUUACCCCCUUUUCUUCUUCAACCUUCAAUCAGCCUAGGGAAAUUCCAUCUCUCUCAUGUCCACCGCCAUUUCAUCCUCAACAGAGGAUUUACUGUGAUGGCUCCUUUGAUGUUGCUACGCAGGAGGCGGCUUUUGGAGUAGUUAUUACUAACUCUGAUGGACAGAUCUGGGAUGGAAAGGCUGGAAGGAUUAUUUGUUCGUCUCCAAUUGAAGCUGAGGCACGAGCGAUUUUAGACGAAAAAACAAUCAAACGUUAAUAACAAUCAAACGUGUCAUAUACC
Linum trigynum is the source of this 1432-nucleotide messenger RNA. Lineage: Eukaryota; Viridiplantae; Streptophyta; Magnoliopsida; Malpighiales; Linaceae. The record is from the annotation of a GenBank genome assembly.